Messenger RNA from Rotaria sordida, 378 nucleotides. The record is from the annotation of a GenBank genome assembly. Lineage: Eukaryota; Metazoa; Rotifera; Eurotatoria; Philodinida; Philodinidae.
AUGAUCCGAUCAUUUGGUUCAAAUAAUUGUACAUUGACAUUAUUUAAUGCUGAAGAUAUUUGCAAAUUAUUAGUAGAUCAAUUAACUAAUUUGAAAAAAUUUUGGUUUACAAUUCAUGAUUCCUAUGGUGAUUUCGAUUGGAAUCCAUAUUGUAUUAUUGAUGGUGAAAAUGAAUCUACAAAACGCAUUCUUAAUCUUAUCUAUUUGUUUAUUAAUCAUUUACAAGAAUUGUUUUCGCUUAAAAUAUACUUUUGUCAAUGGACUUCAAAGCAUACACCUUGUUUUCCAUAUCGAAUUCGACGAGAAUUAUAUCAUUGGUUAAUUAAUCGAUCUUAUCGAUUACAAUGUUCUUGCAAUAUGAUUCAAAUUUGGCUUUAA